This is a messenger RNA of Prorocentrum cordatum, 786 nucleotides long. NCBI's taxonomy places the organism in Eukaryota, Dinophyceae, Prorocentrales, Prorocentraceae. The record is from the annotation of a GenBank genome assembly.
AGGAGCGGUGCGCCGAGGUGACGUACCGCACCCGGCUGUGCACGAGCGACGCCCAGUGCAUGCUUCGGCACCCCGGGCGGUACGAGGGCCAGAAGCGCUUCUGCAACACGACGACGUCCCUCUGCGAGGUGCUGGCGGAGAAGCGCAGCGACGGGCACCACAUCGAGGGACCGAAGCAUGUGCGUCACCCGCAACUGGUCGGUGCCCGCGAUGAACAAGUGGACGGCGACGCACCUGACGGCAGGACCGCCUGCUCAGCGUCAACGCCACCUACUUCAGGAGGCUUGAUGUCCUGGAGGGCUGUCGGCAAGAGGGCGCGGUCUUCGGCCAGAGGCUGCUGACGGCGCACGCGGGCUCCACGGACCUGCUCAUCGACGCGGCGGACCCCCCGCCGGUCCUGAACGACUCCGCCUGGGGCCUCGCGGUGCGGAGCGACGGCUCGGCCCCCCGCGCCGCAGGCGCAGGGCCACGAGGGGAGGGCGCCGAGGCGCCGCCGGUGCACGGGCGUGCUGCCAGGACGAGGUGGUUCGCUCAUAUGGAUUUCAGACCGUCGAGUUCGAGAUGCCCCCGAUGCUCGACGACGAAGAUGUCUCGUACUUGAACACGGCGCAGACCACUGCGAACGCUUACACGUCCGCCCUUGACGCGUGGGUCGACGAGGUCCCCAAUUCCACGGAGGAGGAGCACCUCACGUCGGCGGUCCCGCACCUGACCGCGCAGUCAGGCGCGACGGCAGACAACGAGCUCCCGAUGCUGGCCGUGGCGGGACCUCCCUUGGUGCAGGUG